ACAAGAGAAACACAGAAACAGAGAGACGACGACGAGAGGGACAACGGAGGAGGGAGACGACGAGAGAUACGACGCCGUUUUAUCUGCUUCUACAUUCGCUCAACACACAGCCGUGAAAAAUCUCUGGAAUAUUGAAGAAGGUGACGAUGGAGAAGGAGACAUCAAAGUGGUGGUGGAUUGGUAGCCACAACACAUCCGAUCUCUCUCCAUGGCUUCGAUCUACCAUUUCAGAACUGGAUGCAAAGACAAAGGGGAUGCUGAGGGUGAUAGAGGAAGAGGCUGAUUCCUUUGCGGAAAGAGCAGAGAUGUAUUACAAGAAACGACCAGAGCUCAUCGCCAUGGUGGAAGAUCUCUACCGCAUGUACCGUUCGCUGGCCGAGAAGUACGACCUGGCAAGGUCCUCUUCUCUGUUCAAACAUGCUCCUCCCGAGAAACUGAUACAUGUUCCUGAAGCUCUUGAGAAACCCACAUACAGUGAGGAAUCUUGGAUGAUACAUGUUUCUGACACUCCUCAAAAACCCACCUUAAGUGAGGAAUCAUGGAUGAUUCAUGUUCCUGAGACUCCUAAAAGCUCAACCCAUAAGCAGGAGAGUUGUUUUUAUGAAUCUGAGAUUGAGGAAUAUGCAGAGUCCGAAGUGGACGACGGCGAGGAAGAAAGUGGUGGGGAUGAUGAUGAUGAAUGUGCAUGCGAUACCCAGAGCAUGAUUGAUGAUGACGAGGCAAUGGCAAAGAUGAAGGAAGAGUUAGAGAAACUGAGAGAGGAAAACAGGGUUUCCAGUGAAUUGCUGAGACAGAAGGAUGAAGAGAAGAGAGAGGCGAUAAGGCAACUGAGUUUGGCAGUGGAAAUGCUGAAAGAAGAAAACUUGGAGCUCAAGAAACGUGUUUCUGCAUCAGCAAAGCAAAAGGAGGAAGUGUCUCCAAAGAAACAGCUGUGGAGUCCGUUUGAGUUCAAGAAGAUCAAGGAAAGUGUUUCUUGGGAGAAAUUGGCAACUGGGUUUCUAGGGUUCUAACUUAGAAAGUUCAUUACGAUCGAGAAAAUGAAAUCUAGAGGAGAUUUUUUGAGAGUUUGGGACUUAUACAUGAUGAUAAUAUACUAUAGGGUAGUGGUUGUGAAGGGGGAAAGGUUUUAUAGCUAAAGAAAGCAUUUUUAUAGAUUUUUUUUCCUUCUUUGUCGAUUUUGGGGGAUGGUUUAUGCUUAUGUAAAAGGUGGUAAUUUAAAAUACAGUUUAUUUUUUUUA
Molecule: messenger RNA, 1238 nt
Organism: Tarenaya hassleriana
Lineage: Eukaryota; Viridiplantae; Streptophyta; Magnoliopsida; Brassicales; Cleomaceae
Product: protein NETWORKED 3A-like
Exons: 3
Coding region: 147-1010 (287 amino acids)
Molecular function (GO): actin binding
Source: RefSeq, a predicted model, not a curated record